Molecule: messenger RNA, 1065 nt
Organism: Fonsecaea erecta
Lineage: Eukaryota; Fungi; Ascomycota; Eurotiomycetes; Chaetothyriales; Herpotrichiellaceae
Exons: 6
Coding region: 1-1065 (354 amino acids)
Biological process (GO): reciprocal meiotic recombination
Cellular component (GO): synaptonemal complex
Molecular function (GO): ubiquitin protein ligase activity
Source: RefSeq, a predicted model, not a curated record
AUGUCGCAGACACAUCUUCUGCGUCCCUUGCGCCGAAAAGACGGGCCUAACAACGGCACCCCGGGAGCAGAACCGCUGUCCGAUCCGCCCGAGGAUUACAAGGCCAGCGUCCUCUGUGGCCUCGACCCUGCAACUAUCAUGGAGUGUGCUUAUCGAGCGCUUUCUUUCUGGACGCAUCAAAAUGCUCAGGAACAAAUGUAUCAACAGCGCAAUUACAGAAGCCUAACGCAGAAGUACCAUCAACUCAAUGCAGAAGCUGAGAGGAACGUUCAUGAAGCUAAUGCUCGAAUCCAAGCUUUGGAGUCGCAGAACAAGGCGAUCGAGGCUGAUCGACAGUCAAUGGACGAAAAAUAUGCCCACCUCCUUGAACAGUAUCGCAAAAAAAGCCAGAAACAAGCGCAGACCCAGAAACUUUAUGAUACUCUCAAGCGAAAAGUCAUGCCGGGACAAGUCGAACAGCUCGCCGAUAACGAUGUGAGGCAGACGUUACAUUCCCUGCCACAAACGGAGAGGAUGCAGUCAAUAGUAGAGCCGGAACAGACUUUUCGUCCACCAGAGCCUCUUCAGAGGGCGCAAAGGUCAAUCCCUAGAUAUGCCCGAGUUCAAGACGGCCUAGAACAGCUUCACCCUCAUCAGAGGUCCGGGAGCAGUGUCUGUGGCAGCGAACAAAGGGGCAUGCUGCCGCCGGAGGGGCUGCGGAUAUCCUGGACUCCAAAACUGGUGGCGACUUCAGGGACGCCCCUGCAACGAACAGCCUUCCCAGCUCAGCCUCGUCUGGGUAUCAACCAAUCCCCUAUAACAGGAACAGUCUCACGUUCUCAGCUUCCAGAUCGCCUCCACGUGCCAGGAUCGUCUCGUCGCCAGCGAAAUCACUCGAGCAAAGUCAUGAACUCGGCCCAGAGCCAGAGGGCAGUUAGAUCAGGCAUGAAGUUCGGUCGAGCAGGAACGUCUGGAUCAAUAGAUUUCGGCACAAGGUUCAAUCCAUAUGAAGCAAACAUCCACCCGCCGAGGCGCAGUUCAGAUCAGGCAGGCUCGGCUGCGCCUUAUUCAGCGGGUUAUGCCUGA